This is a messenger RNA of Manduca sexta (tobacco hornworm), 5968 nucleotides long. RefSeq names its product chloride channel protein 2 (gene ClC-a). Lineage: Eukaryota; Metazoa; Arthropoda; Insecta; Lepidoptera; Sphingidae. Gene Ontology annotation, cellular component: membrane. The transcript is spliced from 23 exons. Gene Ontology annotation, biological process: chloride transport; transmembrane transport. The coding region runs from base 484 to 3330 and encodes 948 amino acids. Gene Ontology annotation, molecular function: voltage-gated chloride channel activity. The record is from RefSeq and is a predicted model, not a curated record.
AUAAAUCAAAGUUUAUUCGCGUUCGGAAUAUCGUGACGUGUACGCGUUUAUGGGCUUUAUUGCAUUGUAUUAUAUUAUUUAAAAAUUCAUUGCGAUUGAGAAAAUAUAAAUAGUGAUAAUUAACUACUAAAAAUAAAUAGAUAAGAAGUUCAAGUUCACGGUCACCGAUCUAAUCUUUCGAACGCAACUGUCACUUGUCAACUUUUGUCAGUCGUUCGUUGCAUGAAGUGGUGAUCGUACGUGUUGGCUCCCUUUAGCGAGCGAACAAUUUGCAUGGGAUCUUUAUUCAAUUACAUAUCGUCUUAUUACGUUCGGCGUAGCUCUUGUAUGCGGGAUAUCGUCGUCUGUGGCCGGAUGCCGUGAAUCUUUGCCUGUUUAGAAAAAAAAAACAAUAAUAACCGCGACUCGCGCGCAGUGUUUCGCAUUGUUUUGGUAAAUUAGGUUUUGCAAUUUGCUGUGUUAAAAGAACUUUCCGGAAUUAAAAUGAAGGUUCAAAACAACAAAGAAGAUGGUUCGGACGAGGAGUCCGGCUUUGGAUAUCAGAACACACUCAUGUAUGGUCGCUACCAACGCGACCUCAGUGAAGCAGCCAGGGAAGAAGCGAGAAGACUGCGCAGACUGCGGAAGAAGCGGCGGAAAGACGAUAAGCUAAGGCAGAAGGAGCUAGAAGCAACAGGGAAGCCGAGACCCAGGGGAAAAUUCUUCAAAGUUUUUGGUUACAUAUGGCGGCACACGUUCGCGCGGCUCGGCGAGGACUGGAUCUUCCUCGCUCUCCUGGGCAUCAUCAUGGCCAUCCUCAACUUCGCCAUGGACAGGGGAAUCGCUGUCUGCAACAACGCUCGCAUGUGGAUGUACCAGGACCUGGCGACUUCCACGUUCAGCCAGUACGUGGCGUGGGUCUCGCUGCCUGUAUGUCUGAUACUCUUCGCGGCUGGCUUCGUGCACAUCGUCGCCGCGCAGAGCAUUGGCUCGGGUAUACCUGAAAUGAAGACCAUACUCCGAGGAGUUCACCUGAAGGAAUACUUGACGUUCCGAGCGUUGAUAUCCAAGCUGAUCGGUCUCACGGCCACGUUGGGGUCUGGUCUUCCGCUUGGUAAAGAGGGUCCGUCGGUGCACAUCGCGUCGAUGGUGGCGACGCUGCUGUCCAAGCUGGUGACGACGUUCCAGGGCAUCUACAGCAACGAGUCCCGCACGAGCGAGAUGCUCGCCGCCGCCUGCGCCGUGGGAGUCGCCUCGUGCUUCGCCGCGCCUGUUGGAGGCGUGCUGUUCUCUAUAGAAGUAACGACAACAUACUUUGCAGUAAGGAACUAUUGGCGAGGGUUCUUUGCGGCGUGCUGCAGUGCUAUUAUGUUCCGCCUGCUGUCUGUAUGGUCCGGCGCGUUGCCGACCGUCAAGCCGCUGUUUCCCACCAACCUGCCGCAAGACUUCCCAUUCGAUCCUCAAGAGUUCGCGGUUUUCGUACUGCUCGGUGUGGUGUGUGGACUAUUAGCUGCUUUAUGGGUGUGGCUACAUCGGCAAUAUGUUCUCUUCAUGAGGAACACAAAGACGCUCAGCAACUUCCUACAGAAGAACCGGUUCAUCUACCCUGGUUUCAUGACUCUGGCUGUGAUGUCGAUUCUCUUCCCGCCCGGCAUCGGCAAGUACAUGGCAGCUGACCUUGGGAACGUUGAACAGGUGCUGUCGAUGUUCGCGAACUUCACGUGGUCGGACGAGCUGAGCGCGGAGCAGGCCGCCGUGGUGUCGCACUGGCAGACGCCUGAAGUCGACCACUUCGGAUGCCUCAUCAUAUUCUUCUUCUCUGUCUUCUUCCUGAGCAUGGUGUCGUGCACGCUGCCGGUGCCGGCGGGCAUCUUCGUGCCGGCGUUCAAGAUGGGCGCGUCGCUCGGCCGCUUCACCGGCGAGGUCAUGCACUACUUCUGUCCGCUCGGCGUGGCCUACGGCGGCCACAUACAGAAGAUACUGCCAGGCGGGUACGCGGUGGUGGGCGCGGCCGCGUUCACAGGCGCCGUCACACACACCGUCUCUACCAUCGUCAUCGUCAGCGAGAUGACGGGACAGGUGACACACCUGUUGCCGAUAAUGGCAGCGGUGCUGGCGGCCAACGCCACGGCGGCGCUGCUGCAGCCGUCCUGCUUCGACAGCAUCAUCCUCAUCAAGAAGCUGCCCUACCUCCCCGACCUGCUGUCAUCAGCCAGCCGUAUGUACGACAUUUGCGUGGAAGACUUCAUGGUGCGCGACGUGAAAUACAUCUGGAACAGGAUGACCUUCCAGCAGCUCAAGGACAUACUGAAAGAGAACAAGGCGAUCAAGAGCUUCCCGCUAGUAGACAGUCCUUCAUCAAUGGUGCUGCUGGGGUCCAUACACCGAUGGGAGCUGGUGCGAGUGAUAGAGAAGCAAGUGGGUCGAGAGAGGCGUCUCACAGUGGCCGCCAGGUGGCACCGCGAGGCAGAGGCCAGGAGGAGAGAUCGAAGACCUUCGAGGUUUGAGGUGACACCAGCCCCGGACAUGCUAAGUCUUCAAGUUCCCGGAUCUGGGAUGACCAGGGGCUCGUCCCUCACCACCAAGGACCAGGGCGGAUUGUUACCAGCUCCCGGCCAACUAUUCCGUCCCAAAUCGAUCCUGAAGAAGACGAACUCGUUCACGCUGACGCGGGGGCUGGCGUCCCCCGGCACGGGGCCCCACACCCCCACCACGCCGCAGCCCUCCGUCUACACCACCGUCACCGGCGCUGAGACCAGGAUCCGGGCGGCAUUCGAAGCUAUCUUCAAGCGUUCCUCCCUCCUGCAGGACGUGGAGGGAGGACUCCCGGACCAGCUCAGCUCGGGGCUGCCGCGCAGUCCCUCUAUCAACAAGAAAGUGCAACUGCCCCGCGAGCGUGUGUGCGACAUGUCGCCCGAGGACCAGAAGGCGUGGGAGCAGCUCGAGAUGGCCAAGGAGAUCGACUUCGACCGCAUGCUGCAGAUCGCCAGGAAGCGAGAACUGCACCCUGAGGACUCGGUGUACGAAGACGAGAACCUGUACAUCUGCCACAUCGACCCCGCGCCAUUCCAGCUCGUCGAGAGGACCUCGCUACUCAAGGUCCACUCGCUGUUCUCGACGUUGGGGGUGAGCAGAGCGUACGUCACCGCCAUCGGGCGACUCAUCGGCGUCGUGUCGCUUAAGGAGCUCCGCAAAGCUAUCGAAGACGUGAACAGCGGCGCCCUGACGGUGGCGAACAGGCCCGAACCCCCGACCACGCCGCUACCCACCAUGAUCAAGGUGCAAGCCACCGAGCCAGCGCCGCCGUCCGACAGCGAGACCGCCAAACUCACCACCAACGAGAAACAGUAGCCUAUCACUGGGCAAUAGGGUUCGUUUUUCAAUUGUGAGGUAAUUCAAUUGAGGUUAUUUUGACUCAAUAGCCAAUAUUAUCUGAGAAUGAUAUAUGAAGGCAAGAAAUGCGAAGAACCGAAACUGGCAACUACAGAAAAAUAUUUAUUGAUAAUUAGUUAGACAACAUCAGCUUAUUUGCUCUUCGUGUUCCUAUUCACCCCGUUGAUUUCUAUGGUAACAGAAAUUUAAUUAUGAAAUCUAUAUAAUUUCAAGUUUAUUUUUGAGGUAAAUUAUGUUUGAUUAUUGAAACCCAGCUCUUUCUAUAUAAGGAUGAUGAGGGAAGUCCUACUAUAUUGUAUUACGCAGUGGCAUUUACCAUCAAGUAUAGGACUUGAAUUGACGGCUUGCAAAUGUGGUGGUGACCUGCAAGUCAGUUGUAGGUAGAAUAUGUAACAUGGUAGAUGGUACUCCUAAUUAAGACUACUAGAAGUAGUAAAAAAAAACUAUUUACCUUUUGAACAAUAUGUAUUGUAAUUAAAUUAAAAUCAAUUAGAGGCUAUUCAAGUAUUAAGUAUUAUUAUCUUUUAUUUGAUAAUCCAUUUCGUUGUUUUCUCUAAUGACAAACUACAAAAAGGUUAACGCUCAUAAUUUUUUUGUUAAUAAAUAUUAAUUAAAAAAAUAAAGAAUACGAAAAGACAAUAGAGUUUGCAAAAAAAAAAACACUUCGAAUUGAUAACCUCCUUUUUUUGAAGUCGGUUAAAAAGUGAAACAAAACGUUUACUUAUAACUUAAAUAGCCCCUUAUAAGUUCCUGCCCAUCUUGAACUAACAAAACAGCUGCAAUAAAUAUUCAGUGUUCCAGCUGUUCAUCUACCAAGUAUUAUCAUCUAGCAUAAUAAUGAUAUUUAACGCGAGGCAUUAAGGUUCAAUUAAAAACAAUAAAGCCUUAAUUAAAGGUGGGACCACACUGACGUUAGCUAAGCUAUACGAUACGCGGCGAUGCCGUUUGAUGUAUAUAUUUUAAGUUUAUUCGUUGUUAGUCAAUAUACGUAAACCCAAAGAUGUGGGGGCGUGUCAAAACGCAGUUCAAAACGCCAGUAAAGACGGCAUCUCAUGUUUUAGGUAUAACGUUUAAGUGUCAAAAGACAUCGCAUAUUAAGAGCUAUGCUAUGCUAUACAAAAGCUGGUUAUGAAAAUGCAGAUAAGUGCAUGUCAAACUAUGUUUUUAGGUAAUUAAAUAGACCAAAGGCUAUAGAAAAUACGCAUUGUGUCACCAAUCUUGCAUUUUUAAAUACUUUUUUAUCUUAUUAAUAUAGCUUUGUAUAGCAUAGCGUAGCUUUAAGUAGAAAUUGUCAUAAAACGCACAAGUCACACUUAUUUAUUGUUAGUUAUAUAUUUUGAAUAUUUUUUGUUUAUAUGGUGCUUUCAAAAGAGAUUACUAUUUAUAAAUAAUUUAAUAAUCAUAGUGCUUGCAAUAUGGAAAUAUUUAUUUGAAAAAGCCGCGUAUAUCAAGGUACAUUCAAAAAUCAAUCAUGUGGCUAUAUUUUUAAAACAUAAUUUUUAAUGAACAUAUUGCAAGUACACUUUACAUCGAGCAGUAAUACUCCGAGUACAUUGCUUGUGUAAAAUGAUGUCUUACUGUUUACAAUAAACGAUCGUAAUCGCUUUUUCGAUCUAUCUCAAAAAUGGACCAAUUAGAACAAAGUAUUUUUGACAUGCAUACAAAUUAGUUAUUUUGAUUGGUUUUCGGAAUCGGAUUGAAGAUUAAGGAUUGGGAUCGUUUAUUGAAAACGGCUGUUAGAAGUUUCGAUUCUGCAGAGUUUUACUACACAUAAGUACCAAAAUUUUAGAUAUUUUUGAUACUUGACUAUAAUCCUACUGCUAGGCUCAAAAACAUUGUAGUAACGCUUUGCACCGAUGCCAAAUUAUUGUCACGAAGGCUUGUGAUUUUCAAAAUCAUUCCAAAACUAUUCUAGAUUAUAAGCGAUGUAUUUAAAUGUCCAAGGGUCUCGCCUUGUAUAUUUCGGCAACGGACCCUAAUUUUUGUGCCAUUUGUGGAUAUGCUAUGUGCAUAAAUGGAAUAAGGGUGACAGUCUAUUAGUGUUUUAAUGUAGUUUGGUUCCUAUAUACUCGCUGUUAGGGUCGAAAAUACCCCCUAUUUAUUGUAGAAUUUGGACUUUAAUAAUGCUGGACUAAUACACGAUAGGCCAGUUGGGAAUGGAACGGUUUGCUUAGACAGAUCUGUUCAGUUUCAAAACCCAAAUACAACUGUAAGUUUUCAAAGUUACCUGUGUUUUUUUGUCAAUUAUCGUUCGCUUUACGGUGAAGGAAAACAUUUCAACCUGCAUACCUGAGAAGUUAUCUAUAGGAAUUUUGAGGGUGUGUGAAGUCUGCCAGCACUAUACCAGUGUGGUGGACUAAGGCCUAACCUCUCAGUAGUAGAGGUCCGUGCCCAGCAGUGGGACAGUAUAUAAUGCAGGGCUGGGUAUAAUAAUAUUACUGCUGGUUUAAUAAUUGUGGUAAUUAGUCGGCAUAUUGUUCCCCAAAUCAAUAAGUAUAUGUGUCCUAAUUUGUUUGGUAAAUACUUUUACGGGAUAUAAUUCCUAUUUAUUAUUAGAAAUGAAUACGCUAAAGAAUUUGUGAUAUCGAAAAAAAUA